AUGGAAAACCAAGUGCGGGCAGAGCUGCAGAAAAAGGACUUCACGAGCGCGGAGCUGGACAAUGCGAGCCGUUCUCUCAAGCGGAUGGCUGAUGUUUCUGUGGAUGACCAAAUGAUCCACUUGUUCUGUGCUCUGAAGAGGGUUAAGGGUCAAGGUGCAAGACUGAAUGCCAGCAUCUUGUCCCAGUGGCAAGCCAGGAGCGUGCAGUCCACGACAGUGAAGAGCACCUACUGGGUCGUGCCAAACACCGCACCGGAGCUUGCCCAUCCGGAUAUCCAGCAGCACAUCGUAGAUCCGGAAGAUCUUCCGGAAGUUCCCUCGGGCCUUCUUCAGCAAGGCAUUUGCUUCGUGGAUCAGGUGGUUGAUCGCUCCAAGCUAGGCAAGCAUGUGAGCACCAUAGAGCUUGCGCUUGGCGUCCAAAGGUUUUCCUCUCCAGAUCCUUUGGAUGCCACAGUUGCUGCCUUCUGGUUCCGGGCAUACAGCAAGCACAUCCUUCGCAAGUAUGAGACGUCCAAGAAAGCGCCAGACGACUUCUUGAAGAGCUUGGACCCCUGCACAUCUUUGUGCAUCAAGUUCACCGUGAAAUCGCUGCUGGCGCACAAGGCGCUGGAGGAGCUGGCGUUCUUCACGGAGCCCCUGAAGCAGCUGAAAGAGAGAUUGCCAUCCUUCCUCCCGGAGUUGGCCGAAGCGUUGCUGCACAUGGAGGGCAGCCUGAAGUCCGUGGAUAAAGUCUCCUUUGAGCACUUGGACCUAAGCCAGCAGAGGCUGUUGUACCGCAGCGUGCUCUACCAGCAGUUUGUGGCUGCUAGGGCGCAUGAAGACUUGCAGCGCGAGAUGAAGCGUGUCCGCGCUGGGGGAACCUUUGAGCCUGAGCGUAUACAAAGCAUGCUGAAUGGCCCUGCAACAGAGCAGGACAAGGCGAACAUGCGUUUCGGCUUGGACUGGUUCACAUCCAUGGCCAAAGAAGACCGAGUCAAGCUACUGAGCACUCAUGGUCUGAGACAGCCGAAGUUCAGGUUUAUCAUGGCGAAGCCUGAAAAUUUUGAACGGCUCGCGCAGUGGCUGGAUGAAGGUGCGACAGAUUCCGACGUGGCGAUCAUGGAGCUUCAGCCUUUGACGGUCAAGACUGCAACGCUUGAAGAUCUUGAUCCACAAAAAGUGCUUCGCAUGGCGCUUUUGGUUGCGAAGGAAGUGAAUUGCAUCAAUACCGUUGUGCAUCCACUGUUUCGCUCCCUCCUCAAAGAUUUCCAAAAGGUCCUUCAUGCAGCAGGCGACUCCGACUUGCGCGUGGAGUUGGCCAAAGCUUGCUUCAUGGAAGCUUGCUCACAGAAAGCGGGCAUCAAGGGGGUCAUCAUACACUUCUCCACCGAGGCCUUGGCGGCUGAGGAGCACAAGGACGCGAUUCAGAACAUGAGCAAACUCUUGCCGCAGAGCUCUUCGGUGUCCGAGCAUGGCCCAGCGCACAAGUUCCUUUGCGAGGUGGUCAGGGUCGCUAAGAUGUAG
Molecule: messenger RNA, 1503 nt
Organism: Symbiodinium necroappetens
Lineage: Eukaryota; Dinophyceae; Suessiales; Symbiodiniaceae
Source: the annotation of a GenBank genome assembly